AUGGCUGGCAAGCCGGGUGAAAAGUGGCAAUGGCAUCCGCGCGAGCUGCCACGACUCUUCGAAUCAUCGCUCUCCAAAGUCUUGCGGACUCGUCCAGUUUGGUUAUUUGUUGACGCGUUAGACGAAUGUGGCCAAAGGAAUGCAGUUAAGCUGGUCCGUGACUUCAAGUCUCUGCUACAGGGACUAGCCUCUACUGAUUCACAGUUUCACAUCUGCUUCACUUGCCGCCACUACCCGAUUCUAGGCCAAACUUGUCAGUUCGAAAUAUGCCUGGAGGAGGAGAACAGACAGGAUAUUUCGACCUACGUGCGAGCGCAGCUUUCUCUAUCCCGUGAGCUAACAGCAUCUACAAUCCCGGAUUUAAUUACAAAACAUGCCCAGGGUGUUUUCAUAUGGGCAUAUCUCGUGGUAGAUCGAAUCCUGGGCCUUAAUAAUGAAGGAGAAGGAUUAAAAAGGAUUGAAAAGGAGAUCUAUUCCAUCCCUCCGGAGCUAGAUGACCUCUACAACGAACUCAUCCGAAAUAUGGAUGAGAGACCAGCUUCUCUCAAACUGAUUCAGUGGAUCUGCUUUUCUGUGCGACCCUUGUCACUAGACGAAUUGCGGUGGGCCAUGAUAAUCGAUGCCGAUUGCCCUAGCAAGUCAUUACAGGAAUGCAAGAACAUGGAAGAUCAUAUAUCAGACAGUGACAGAAUGAACAGGCGAGUUCAAACGCUCAGCUGUGGCCUCGUCGAGGUGACAUCAGAUGCGAAAGUUGUACAGUUCAUCCACCAGUCCGUCAAGGAUUUUUUCACAGAGAAGGGCCUGUCGGCUAUGAGUGAGACCACCAACCGCAGUAUUAUAGUUGGAACUGCACACCAUCGGCUUUCUAGGACCUGUAUACGCUACCUGGCGAUGGAGGAAGUCGUUCGUUCGGUAGGUCAAAAGUCUGAUCACUUGAAAUCUGAGUUUCCUUUCCUGCAUUACGCCACGACCUCGUGGGUGGCGCACAUAAAGCAAAGCGAUGCCAGAAGUGUCCCUCAAGAGGAUCUUUUGCAAUAUUUUACAGGGCCAUCAAACACUCUUAUGGAACGAUGGGUGUGUAUCUAUGGAUUAUUGAAAAGAUAUUUUGAUGACUGUCUGCCAGAAGGGACCAGUCUAGUGCACGUCAUGUCGAGGUAUGGAGUGGUAGGAGCGUUAGGGGCCAUUUUGGGAAGGGCAGACCAAGUUGGUAUUGAUAUCGAUGGCGAGGAUUCGGAUGGUCGGACGCCGCUAUGGUGGGCAGCUGAGAGAGGGCACGAGGCCGUCGUGCAGCUGCUUCUUGAAUGGAGCGCCUAUACUGAGGCGGCGGACAAGGACGGCCGGACGCCGCUGCUAUGCGCCGUCGUGCAAGGACAUGAGACCGUCGUACGGCUGCUCCUUGACCAGGGCGCUAAUACUAAUGCAGUAGAUAAGGACGGCCGGACGCCGCUAUGGUGGGCCUCCUUGGAAGGGCAUGAGGCUAUUGUGCGGCUGCUCCUUGACUGGGGCGCAGACACUGAGGCGGCAGAUAAAGAUGGCCAGACGCCGCUACGAUUAGCUGCCGACAGGGGACAUGAGGCUACUGUGCAGCUGCUCCUUGAUCAGGGCGCUGAUACUGAUGCGGCGGGCAAGAACGGUCAGACGCCGCUAUGGUUGGCCGCUUUGAAAGGACAUAAGGAUAUUGUGCGGUUGCUUAUUGAACGGAACGCCUCUGUUGAGGCGGCGGAUAGGUGGUGGGGCCGGACGCCGCUGCUAUGCGCCGUCGCGCAAGGACAUGAGGCCGUCGUGCGGCUGCUCCUUGACCAGGGCGCCUAUACUGAGGUGGCAGAUAAGGGCGGCCGAACACCGCUAUGGUGGGCAGUUGAGAGAGGGUACGAGGUCGUCGUGCGGCUGCUCCUCGAUCGGGGCACCCAUACUGAAGUGGCGGAUAAGUGGGAGCGGCGGACGCCGUUGUGGAGGACCGCUGAGAAUGGGGAUGAUGCUAUUAUGCGGCUGCUACUUGAUCGGGGUGCUGAUACUGAGUCGGCGGACAAGGACGGCCGGACACCGCUGUUGAUGGCCGCUGCGUGGGGACACGAGGCUACGGUGCAGCUGCUCCUUGACUGGGGCGCUGAUACCGAUGCAGCAGAUAAGGACGGCCGAACGCCACUAUGGUGGGCCACCUUGAAAGGGCAUAAGACCAUCGUGCGGCUGCUCAUCGACUGGGAUGCCUCUGUUACGGCAGUGGAUAAGAACGGCCGAACGCCACUAUCAACAGCCGCUUUAAAAGGGCACAAGGACAUUGUACAGCUGCUCCUUAACCGGAGCGCCUCUAGGGAAGCGGCGGAUAAAGAUGGCCGGACGCCGCUACGGUUGGCCGCCGAAAGAGGGCACGAGGCCGUCGUGCGGCUGCUCCUAGAACGGGGCACCUGUACUGAGGCCUAG
Fusarium mangiferae is the source of this 2421-nucleotide messenger RNA. RefSeq lists its product as uncharacterized. The coding region runs from base 1 to 2421 and encodes 806 amino acids. The record is from RefSeq and is a predicted model, not a curated record. Lineage: Eukaryota; Fungi; Ascomycota; Sordariomycetes; Hypocreales; Nectriaceae. The transcript has a single exon. Gene Ontology annotation, molecular function: protein binding.